CUUAUGCUUUUUGGCCCCUGUUUGCACACAUUCAUACCAGAUUUACUGAGCCUCUCACAGUAUUAUUUUCCCUCUUGCAGCUAAAGAGAGAUUAGUCAACUGAGCAGAGAUGUACCUCCUGUCUCUCCUGCUCAUUUGCUACUUGGGCACCAUUACCGCCCACAACCCUACCCUGGAUAUCUGCAUAGCCAAACCCAAAGACAUCCCUCUGAACCCCAUAUGUGUCUAUCGGAAGCCUCAGGAGGAGUCAGACAUUGAGGAGAAGCAGAAAGAGACAAAGAACCCUGAAGAGAAGACUCCAGGUGCAACCAACCGUAGGGUCUGGGAGCUUUCCAAGGCUAAUGCCAGGUUUGCCAUUGAUUUCUACAAAAAGCUGGCAGACUCCAAAUCAGAUGCAGAGAACAUUUUUAUGUCACCUCUCAGCAUCUCUCAGGCUUUCACUAUGACCAAACUUGGUGCCUGUGAUAAUACCCUGGAGCAGCUUAUGAAGGUUUUCCGUUUUGACACCAUUUCGGAGAAAGCUUCUGAUCAAAUUCAUAUUUUCUUUGCAAAACUUAAUUGUCGCUUGUACAGAAAAGCUAACAAAUCUUCAGAGCUAGUCUCUGCCAGCCGCCUCUUUGGUGAAAAGUCAUUAAACUUUAAUGAGACGUAUCAAAACCUAAGCGAGAUUGUUUAUGGAGCCAAACUGUGGCCUUUAAACUUUAAGGAAAAGUCUGAGCUGUCACGUGACAUAAUCAAUAACUGGAUUGCAAAUAAAACUGAAAAUAGAAUCACCAAUGUGAUUCCAGAGGGAGCUAUAACUGAAGAUACAACACUGGUUUUGGUGAACACCAUCUACUUCAAGGGCCUUUGGAAAUCAAAGUUCCAACAAGAAAAUACAAACUUAGAACAAUUUCACAGGAAAGAAAAGCCCUGCACUGUCCCCACUAUGUAUCAGGAAGGUCUAUUCCGUUAUGGCUCCUUUCCAGAUGAUAAAGUGCAAGUCCUUGAGUUACCCUACAAAGGGGAUGAUAUCUCAAUGGUGUUAGUACUGCCAUUUCUAUCAACUUCUCUAAAGAAGGUUGAGAAAAAUCUAAAUUUGGACAAGUUAGGGGAUUGGCUGCACCAAAGUCGCGAGGUGCAGGUAUCUGUCCAUCUACCCCGAUUUCGAAUUGAUGACUCCUUUAGCGUGAAAGAAAUGCUACAAGAGAUGGGACUUGUAGACCUCUUUGACCCAAACACUGCAAGAUUACCAGGAAUCAUUGCAGGGGGGAGAUCUGAUCUCUAUGUUUCAGACGCAUUCCACAAGGCAUUUUUAGAGGUAAAUGAGGAGGGUAGCGAAGCGUCUGCAGCCACUACUGUAUUAGUGACAGGACGUUCCCUUAACCUCAACCGGAAUGUGUUUAAAGCCAACAGGCCCUUCCUGGUCUUUAUUCGGGAGGUCGCUAUAAAUGCCAUUAUAUUUAUGGGAAGAGUAUCAGAUCCAAGCACAGAGUAACUAGUUCCAACAACAGCUUGAAUACCAAAAGCACAAACUCAUAUUUUAAAUAAAUAAUGAAAACCGAAAAAAAAAACAUAUUACACAAUUUCAUAACAAUAAAUGUUUGUUUCAAUGUACCAAGUUGCUGAUUUCUACCCAAGCAAUUGUCUGAUUUCUGUUAUAUACACACAGACACACAUUUUAAAGGGACAAUGUAUUUAAAAAUUUGCAUGCCCUAAUUUAAAGGGAUACUAAACCUAAUUUUUUUCUUUCAUGAUUCAGAUGGUGCAUGCAAUUUUAAGCAACUUUCUAAUAUACUCCUACUAUAAUUUUUUCUUAGUUCUCUUGCAAUCUUUAUUUGAAAUAAUAGGAGUCUAAGCUAAGGAGUCGGCCCAUUUUUGGUUCAGCACCUUGGUUACGCUUGCUGAUUGGUGACUAACUAUACCGACCAAUCAACAAGUGCUAUCCAGGGUCUGAACCAAAAAUGGGAUGGCUCUUUAGCUUAGAUUCCUGCUUUUUCAAAAAAAGAUAGCAAGAGAACGAAUACAAAUUGAUAAUAGGAGUAAAUUAGAAAGUUGCUUAAAAUCGCAUGCUCUAUCUGAAUCAUGAAAGAAAAAAUGUGGGUUUAGUAUCCCUUUAAGAGCAUGCCAUUUUAGAAAUACUCUUACAAAAGGGUUAAACACAUACAUACAGUACUGCUAGUCUCUACUCUGGAGCCAUAGAUAACUGCCAGCUCAGUCAUUUUCUGAGGCUACCGAGUGGUACUUUAACUAUGUGUUUUUGUGGGCUUAAUGUCAUAGACUUUAAUCUCGGGGUUAGUAGUGAUUAUAUGUUACAAUAUAAUAUGCUUUAUGAAUUAGAGCAUCUCAUUUUUACAAUACAAUGUCCCUUUAAAUGCAAUUCUAGAAUUUUGGAAAAAACAGCUGAUGAGUUUGCCUUAAAGAGAGGAUAUACUGGUUACAUGCAACAGAAAAGGGUUUUUAUGUUUAUAAAUGAAAGAAUGCAAGUUCUGAAAUCUAAAUAACAGAUUAAACAUUUAAGAUGUAGAAUAGUUUUUAAGGCUGUAUUACUUGAAAACAAAUAAAGUUACAGUAUUACCUA
Messenger RNA from Bombina bombina (fire-bellied toad), 2560 nucleotides. RefSeq names its product serpin family C member 1 (gene SERPINC1). The transcript has 7 exons. Gene Ontology annotation, molecular function: serine-type endopeptidase inhibitor activity. Bases 110 to 1477 code for a protein of 455 amino acids. Lineage: Eukaryota; Metazoa; Chordata; Amphibia; Anura; Bombinatoridae. The record is from RefSeq and is a predicted model, not a curated record.